This is a messenger RNA of Phytomonas sp. EM1, 759 nucleotides long. NCBI's taxonomy places the organism in Eukaryota, Euglenozoa, Kinetoplastea, Trypanosomatida, Trypanosomatidae. The record is from the annotation of a GenBank genome assembly.
AAAGCUUAAAUGGAAGAACAGUUACGCACACUUUCAACAAUAGGUACACUAGAUAAAGUCUUAAAAUCUGUAAAAUGGGAUUCAUCUCAUUUUUUUGAAGAAGCCAUACAUCUAAGAUUUUCCGAUGCUGCGAAAUCAAGUCUUCAAACUCAAACUAUAGAAGCAAACGUUUCAAACGCUACAACACAAACAAAUGUUGGCAAAUUUAACCAAGGAUGCCAGCUCGAUAUAAAAAUGAAUACUACUUCAACACAAACUAUUAAUAUUGAUACGGAUCUUUGGGAAAUUACUUCCACUUUGGAUGAAAAAAUAAAAAAAAUAAAUUAUGAAACUCAACUCAUUUUAGGCCAAGUAAGAGAUAAACUCGAUUCCUAUCUGCUUCAAUUAAAUAACUCAGUAUCAAAUCUUGACCAGCUCAAAAUUACAAAAGAAAAUGAGUUGCAAAAGAUGGAGUUUGUAAAGUUAGCCCUCCUUCUCGGAGUCGAAGAAGAAAAGUGUAGACACAUGUUGCAUAUGGAAGAAGCAAAUGAGUAUUGCAUGAUCAAUUUGCAAAGAUCUGUGAGAAGUGAACAGCUCUGUUUGAGCUAUCUCUUAGAAAAGGAUGUCUUUUGUAUAGAUAACCAAGAAACACAAACUAACAUUCAGAAGUCUUCCUCUGUUUUUGUACAUGAAAGAAAAAAAGUGCCUCAACUAGUUGCACCAAACCCUGAGCUUUACAUGUUGUUGGAUGAAUGCUUUGCAGUGCUUGAUGACCAAUAG